GAAUCAUUCCCACAGAGAGAAAAGCGUUAACUGUGCGCACUUCCCAGUUCAGAUCAGACCCCCACGAAACGCCUCCUUUCCCUUCCUUCCCUCUCUCCCUGAUUUUUUUUCUUCCCCCCAACCCUCCCGGUCCGUCCUAAUUGCCGGUACAGACGUGUCGUGCAUGAGGCUGCGCGAACACACGCGAAACAUCGUCAAGCUCCACGCUGGACUAUUUCUGACCUGAUUGACUUAUUUUAUUCUACACCUCGUUGUGACUUUCCUCUUCCAAACAAAGUCUAAGAGUCGUUUUUAGUCCACGACGUGACACGGUUUUAUCCAUUUUUUUUUGGGACCGAACGUGCACAGCCACUUCAGGAGCGGGGAGAUUAUUGAACGCACCUUGAGACGACUGUCUUCAUUUUAUUUUUAUUUUAUUUUUUGCUGAAUUGGAUUUUUUUUUUUUUUUUGCACUUGACUGAGUUGACAUUGUGCCGGGAUGGAUUCCUUCAUCGUGGCAGCUCUGGUGCUGUGCUCCCUCACGGCCACAACCUGCGGGGACAAAGGCGGCAGCAAAGCCAGGAGUUGUUCGGAUAUAAGGCACUUUUAUAGCGGCAAAGGUUUCUCCAUGGACGGCAUCCCCCAGUCCGAAAUAUCUGGGGAGCACCUGCGCAUCUGUCCUCAGGGUUACACCUGCUGCACCAGCGACAUGGAGGACAACCUAGCCAUGCUGAGCCGAAGAGAGGUAGAGGGACUUCUCAAAGACGCCGGACGCUCCUUGCAGGUUUCCCUCGGAGGACAGUAUAAGGCCUUCGAUGGUUAUUUCCUGGAUUUGCUGAACAGCUCAGCUGCCACACUAGAGGAGACGUUCAUGUCCACCUGGAGGUCUUUCUACUCCCAGAAUUCCCUGGUGUUCAACGAGCUCUACACAGAUUUGAGACACUACUACCGAGGCUCCAGCCUCAACCUGGAAGAAGCUCUCAAUGAAUUCUGGGCAAGGCUUCUGGAGAGACUGUUCUUCCAUGCAAACAAGCAGUAUUCCAUCGGGGAUGACUACCUGGAGUGCGUCUCUAAACAGCUGGAGACACUUCACCCUUUCGGAGAGGUGCCCCGUGACCUCAAAAUGAAGGUCACUCGCACCUUUGUGGCCGCCCGGUCCUUUGUUCAGGGACUGGUCGUCAGUGGAGAGGUCGUCCGAAGAGUGUCCCAGGUGCCACUGAGCCAGGAGUGCAUGCGAGCGAUUAUGAGGAUGACUUACUGUCCACACUGCCGAGGUAUGGCCUCUGCCAGACCUUGCGUCAACUACUGCAGCAACGUCUUGAAGGGCUGUCUGGCCAACCAGGCGGACCUCGACACCGAGUGGCGUCACUUGGCAGAAACGAUGAUGCAGGUGUCCGAUCGCUUCGAUGGCCCAUCUGGUUUGGAUGUUGUGGUCCUCUCCCUUCCUUACCGCAUUUCGGAAGCUAUGAUGACCAUGGUGGAAAAUAUGGAGGCGGUCAACGGCAAGCUCAUUCUGGCGUGUGGCCCACUCCGAGAAAAAACAGCCAGCGCUACAGAAGUGGACGUAUUCCCGAAGAAAGAAGAGGUUACAGUUGAGGAGAGGUCGGCGAGCAGCGCGAACAAACUUGGCCGACUGGUGUCUGAUGUAACCAUGAGGCUGCGGGAUAUGCAGCCCUAUUGGGUUUCUCUCCCGACGAUGUUGUGCAGCGACCGAGUUGCCACGGGUGCAGGCUCUGAAGAUAGGUGCUGGAACGGAAUGACCCGCGCCAGGUACCUCCCUGAAGUCAUUGGCGACGGCCUGGCGAGCCAGAUCAACAACCCCGAAGUGGAAAUAGACAUCACCAAGCCUGACAUGGGAAUAAGGCAGCAAAUAAUGCAGCUGAAGAUCAUGACGCACCGCCUGAAGAAUGCUCUCAAUGGCAACGACAUCGACUUCCAGGACAUCAGCGAUGAUUCCAGCGGUUCCGGCAGCGGCGCCAUUUGCACCGACGAAGUGUGUUCCCGGGCCCCUCGCCUCGUCGUCCCCGUCACUCAGCGACCCGUGUACCCCUACCCUCCCGAAAACAAGAAGGUGGUGAAAGACUCAGUCAGUCAGAACCUUCCCUGUGUCGUCACUUAUCUCCUUUCGCUGCUCGUUUUGCUGCUGCGGCUGCGAUAAUUGCCGGCGAGGAGAGCGGCCAGCUGGGACUGAGGUUGGGACUGGGUUUGGGCUUCUUGAGUGUUGGAAAAGGUGGGGGAGGAGACGAGAGGUUUGGGGCGUUAGGUACUCUGCCAAAACGUCACUUUGCGUUAAGAACUUGGACGGGACUUUCUUUAGGGUUUGGAUGAGAAGAAAAAAAAAUGGAAUUGCAAGUAUUCAAAAAUGCGCUCUUGUCUUUCAUCUCUCGCUAUAAUAUGACACUGUUAGAGCUGAUCGUGUUACGUUUUAAUGUUUCUGGUGCGUGGGGUUAAUCGGAGAUCCAAUGUGUACCUAAAAGUGUAACGCUCACACUCCAUAGGGAGAGGAAGGCGCUCUCAUUAAUGCAUUUCUUAGUCCUCCUUUCAUGGCACUUAGUGAUUUGAUGCUCUUAUUUAUUUGUUGAGAACUGACCAUAGACCCCAGAGUGGUUACGAUAGAUUUUUUUUUUUAAAGCAAACUAACCAAUAGAUGCAUCAAGUCUCCAAAUAAGCACUUUUUGGACCGUGUCAGAGGUACGAGUAGCGAUGAUUCAUACAACCGUGAUCAUUCACAGUGGGAGAAACGGGGUCUUGCCUUUGCCCCACCCGACACCCCUUCGGGUCAGCUCUCAAAUGACAGCAGACUUGUGGGCCAUCCGUCCUCACAGGCUUUACAGGUCAGAAUUUUGGCUAGCAGAACAGAAACUGGCAUGCUGUGGUCGCGUUGCUGCAAAGUGCAUCCAUUGCCAUGACCCAUCCUGACUGUAAUUUGACCUUUUUGAUUGCACAAAUGUCACAUUCAGUCUAGAUGGCGGACCACAAAAUAAUACGAUACAGUAUAGCCCUUUUUUUUUUAAUUAGAUGAGAAAUAAUUUUAUUCGCCUGUCUGCAAAUUUCUUCGCCCUUCUCCCUCAGCCCUCUAUUCUCUUGACCUGAAGUCAAUCCUUUGUUCUUUUCUAAUCUUUAUUUUCCAAAAGGCAUGUUUUUUUUUUUGUUUAGGUUUUAUUUUACCCCAAUACGGUGUUCCCCCUGUACUCGCGGCAGGGCUGGGUCCCUAUCCUUCGCAUGAAUUUGACUCCCCAGGAGUUUGUCAGAAGGCAGCCAAGCACUGCUUUUGUCUUAACGUUAAAGUUAAGUCGACCAUUUUUUUUUCCCAAUAUGUUCUAUGUGCCUCUACUAGUCUAAAUUAGUAUUGCGUGAAUGGGAUUAGAAUCAGACUGACAAAAUCCACCUGUUUUUAGCCCUCUCACGGGGCGGCCAUUUUGUCCUAUACUGCCACCUGCUCUCGACUGCAAUUGACAUCAGAAAAUGGCAGCCCCCAAGGUGGAUCAAACAAGUGGGUUCUGCUGCUUAAUUAACCGCCAAACAUAUUCAUCAGAAUCCCGUGGUUCGACAAGCAGGAGCACAAAGAACAUGUUGCAAAGAAAAUCUUGGACUUGACCUCCGCUUUCAAGAAGCUCCUCAACUCACUUCACCAUCGUAUACUUGGCGCUGAGAUGAUUCCAAAGCACGAUUUUUUUACCUAAAUCAAGCUCCUCAACUCACUUCAACAUAGUUUCCUGGCAGUGAGAUGAUGCCAAAGCGCUACUUUUGCCCAAAUGAAGCUCCUCAACUCUCUUCUACAUAGUUCCUUGGCAGCAAAGUCCCGUAAUGGACAGCAUAUGCAAGCAAGUGAAUUUGCGGGGGAAGGGGGGGGGGCGGGUGUCACUGCAUUUGGUGUAUUGAUGGUAUGCGAUCAUGAAAUGUGGGAGAUACAAGAUUGAGGUUGCUUUUACUUUUCAAGUGCACCAUUGCUUGCAUUACAGCCACACACAUUCAAAGUCACAGAUACUCCAGUGUAGAGCGUGAUGCUGCUGACCCCCGGUGGAUCAAAACCACACAUGCACCUCACAUGCAUUUUUUUUUAAGUGGAAGAGGCAUUGUCGCAACAAAGAAAUAAUCAAACACCAGCGGGGGUUUUUUUUCUGAAAAGAAUGAAAAGGACAACAAAAAAAAGCACCUGUGUCGAUAAUACUGCAGAUCCAUGUUAAGACGUCUUUUGUCCAAGUUUUACAAGCACAUUUUUGAAUUGUAGCUCUGAAAGUGGGAAGUUGUCAUGCGUGUUCGUGCAGCACGGAUGUGCGUUUGUGUGUUCAAUGACUUCUGCCUUCGACUGCCUUUGUCACUUUGUUGGGGUCAAGUAUGACAUUAAAAACAGUUGUGAAGAAGAGAUUUUCUAAAGAAAAAAAAAACAAAAUUCAAGAACAUUAGUUGUUUUUUUGCAGCUCUUGAGAUGAAUCGGAGUGAGAAUGUGAAAUUACACAUUUGUGUCUUUUGUUUUGAACGAGAAGGUACUCCAGCUGUGAUGGCGACAUUCCAAUUCAAAUAUCACUUCAAUCUUUACAUUAGCAGCUUCACAGCGCGAGCGCUCAAAUUCUUCACCCGCUUCUCUUUGAACUCCUUUCGCCUUUUGAUUCUACUCAACGCCACCCAUUCUUUUUUUUUUUUGUUUCUAAUGAAAACCUGCACUUUUUAUAAGGCCAACAUGUGUCGGUUGUCUGCACAAAGACACGAGGCCACCAGUAUGCAAAGUCGACACCCUCUAGAGAUGACUUAUUGAUUUGAGGAUGGGCGUAUGCAAAUGAGCGUGGCCCAGCGAGAUGUCUAUACGGUGAGAACAAAACGAGAGCAUGGUUUGUGCUUUAAAGCUGAUCUUCAAUCAGUAACGGUGCCUCAACCUUCAAUUAGGUGGCGCGUUGCAAACAAGGAUUAAAAUAAGCUUAAGACUCCACGAGUUCAAUUUGGAGGGAUGAGAAAAAUCAACGACAUGUUUGGCUUUUUUUGUUUUUAUCUACCUUUCGGUUUUGAUGAGAAAUCAGUGGAGAGGAGAAAUGCCGGAAAGAGGUUGGAAAAAAGGAAAACAAUGCCGAUGUCUUGUUUGCUGUUGUAUCUAAAAUUGUCAAUUAUAAACAUUCUAAGAUUUUCAA
Hippocampus zosterae (dwarf seahorse) is the source of this 5102-nucleotide messenger RNA. RefSeq names its product glypican 1b (gene gpc1b). The coding region runs from base 479 to 2137 and encodes 552 amino acids. The record is from RefSeq and is a predicted model, not a curated record. Gene Ontology annotation, molecular function: fibroblast growth factor binding. Gene Ontology annotation, biological process: negative regulation of fibroblast growth factor receptor signaling pathway; regulation of protein localization to membrane; cell migration. Gene Ontology annotation, cellular component: extracellular region; cell surface; plasma membrane. Lineage: Eukaryota; Metazoa; Chordata; Actinopteri; Syngnathiformes; Syngnathidae. The transcript has 10 exons.